This is a messenger RNA of Sander lucioperca (pikeperch), 1849 nucleotides long. Its product is annotated as T-cell surface antigen CD2. The coding region runs from base 250 to 1506 and encodes 418 amino acids. The record is from RefSeq and is a predicted model, not a curated record. NCBI's taxonomy places the organism in Eukaryota, Metazoa, Chordata, Actinopteri, Perciformes, Percidae. The transcript is spliced from 10 exons.
AAUAGUGAAGAUUUUUGCUAGCUAAAAGUUGUGAAGAUGCUAACAUAAACCACCAUAAACAAUUGCGGUAGCGGUGCUAGCUUUUAGGUAACACAUUUGUAAUGACUAAACUAUCAUUUAAAUUUUUAAUUGGGGAAGAAUGGAAGAUAUUUGGCCGACUGAAGACGCUUUGAAAAACCUUUUUGUGGACUAUUUGUCAUCUCUUCUACCAUCCAGGCAACAAGGAGUACUAGAGCUCUGCAUCCUUACAUGGUGAAAUGUGAGACUGCUCUGACCUCAGACGAGAAAGAGCGGAAGAUGCAGAGUGAGAGAAACAACUCGUCUGACACAGAAAACCACGGCAGGCCAGAGAAAACAGACAACGCCUCUGCUGCUAGUCAGCAGAGAAGGAGAAUUCUUCUCCGCUGGCCAAAGAGGAUGUCGAUGAAGAUGGCUGCUGUCUCCACCAUCUCUCUGCUCCUGCUCUGCUGCUUCGCCAUCUCCCCCGCAGAUUCUCAGGAUCGUUGCGACUACAAUGCUACAAAAGGAAAGGACUUCACUGUGCCUCUGUCCUCAAAACUGGAAACGUCUCACCAACUACAAUGGAAACACAAUGAUAAUAUAAUCUUAAAUCAAAGACAAGGUGGCACUGUUGUCGUGGGGAAGAAGGAGGACAUUUCUACAGAUGGUUCCCUGAUACUGAAGAAUCUGAAGGAAAGCGACAAGGGGAUAUACACCCCACAAUUGUUUAAAGAAGAUGGAAUUCAAACAGGGAAUCUGAAAAGCAUACAUUUAUGUAUAUUUGACCAUGUCCCGAAGCCUGAAGUGACGAAGGAUUGUUCCUUACCCUCUGUCACAUUUACCUGCAAAGUUCCAGCUAUGGCCAAGGAUCUCAACUUUGCAUGGCUUCAGAACGGCAACGAAUUAAAGGAGAAAGCCAAGAAUCUGAAACGAAACGCCAAAGAGGUGGAAAAAGAUUCCUUCCAAUGCAAAGUUUCCAACCCUGCCAGCUCUGAGACCAGUGGCCCUGUUACACAGGAGCCGUGCUAUCAGGAAAAGUCCAUUUUCCCAGAAACAUUAUUCGGAAUUAAUAUCUGGAUUGUCAUUGGCGCCGGAGGAGGUCUUGUUGUGGUGCUGAUAAUCGUCGUUAUUGUUUGCUGCGUCCGCACAAAACGGAAAAAACGCAUGCAACUGAAGGACGAGGGGGAGCUUCGUUUGGCGUGGACCAAUGACCAACAGCAUCAACAUCAUCAACAUCAACAUAAUCAUCCUCCCGAUCCACAUCAUCACCGUUGCCAGCAGCAGCCAGCCGGCCACACCGGUCCUCGCCAACAUCGCUCCAAACAGCACCGCGAGCAGCAGCAGCAGCAGCAGCAUCUCCGACCUCUGGACCCGCCCAGCGCUCACCCUCAGCCCAGCCCCCGACGACCUGCACAGGCCCCGAGACCAGUUGAUAAAACUGAUGACGAGCAGCCUCCUCCUCUUCCUCAGCCCAGGAAGAAAGCUGCCAAAAUACCAAGAGUGUGACACCAUGUGAGUGUUGGAGUUCAAGAAACCUAAUCACUCCCUUUUCUUUUCUUUUCUUUUCACUUUCUCAGUAUUACAAUUAAAUUACUUUAUUAUAUGUGAUAACAAAUGGUAACUGUAACCUUGUUUAAUCUUGGUAGAGAGACUAUUAGGUAUAAAAGGCCAUUAUUGCAAAAAUAAUGAGACAUUACGGUCAUAAUCUCAAAAUAUUAUUUAGAGUCCUCUUUAAAAGGGUUAUUUUUGUACUUUUCUAGUUUUUUUUAACAUACAAGUCAUCUUCUUAAUACUUGAGUAAAUUACAUGUGUAUUGUGUCAGAUGACAUAAAAAUCAUCUUCUCAGAAG